This is a messenger RNA of Poeciliopsis prolifica (blackstripe livebearer), 3334 nucleotides long. Its product is annotated as kinesin-like protein KIF3C. The record is from RefSeq and is a predicted model, not a curated record. Gene Ontology annotation, biological process: microtubule-based movement. Gene Ontology annotation, molecular function: microtubule binding; microtubule motor activity; ATP binding. NCBI's taxonomy places the organism in Eukaryota, Metazoa, Chordata, Actinopteri, Cyprinodontiformes, Poeciliidae. The coding region runs from base 522 to 2726 and encodes 734 amino acids. The transcript is spliced from 8 exons.
GGGUGUGGUGGUUGAAUGGAUGUGUGUGAAUGCGCGUGUGUGAGAGAUUUUUCUCUCUCUCUCAUGACUGAGAGCUGCAGAUCCGCUUCACAGCAUCUUUCAGCGGGCGGACUGGAAGAUGCGCAGGUCGGCAUGUCGCGCUGCUCCCGGAUCUCCGCAGUCAUGACGGCCGGAGGAAGAUGGGUGAACUGACUUGUGUCAUUCCUGGCGUUGUUGGGUUUGUUUUUUCUUUCCACCGAGUGAAUCUGAACGUGCUGCGGGACUGAAAUGGACCGUGAAAGACACUGAGCGACAGUUUGUGUUUGAGGGCUAAAAUUGGACAAUAAGCAAAGGGAAUCAGAAAGAGGGGGGUCUCACAAUUUGCAAUGGUAAUUUUUCUGUCUCUAUUUUUAGCCACAAUUUCUUUUCUCCAUUGUGACAUGACCACGAAGCCAUAUUGAAGGCCUUUUUCAUGAUUUUUCAUGGACAAUUGCUGUAUUCUCUAAUUUGGAAUAUAUUGACCUAAUUCCAAGAAGCCAAUCAUGUCUAAAAAUAAGAGCAGUGAGUCAGUGAAGGUGGUAGUUCGGUGCCGUCCGUUGAGCCGGAAAGAGGAAUCCAAUGGACCUGCUGGGGGGAUUGUGCAGAUGGAUCUACGGCUCGGACAGGUGAUCCUCAGAAACCCCCGGGCGCCACCAAGCGAGCCCCAAAAAACAUUUACAUUUGAUGCAGUAUAUGAUUCAAGCUCCAAACAGAGAGACCUGUACGACGAAAGCGUCCGUCCACUGAUAGAUUCGGUUCUUGCAGGCUUCAAUGGCACCAUCUUUGCCUACGGGCAGACCGGAACUGGAAAGACCUACACCAUGCAGGGAUUGUGGCUGGACCCAGAGAAGCAAGGUGUGAUCCCUAACGCUUUUGACCACAUCUUCACACACAUUUCCCGCUCACAGUCCGACAAGCAGUAUCUGGUGCGGGCGUCCUACCUUGAGAUCUACCUAGAGGAGAUCCGUGACCUCCUUGAUCCCAACCACAGCAACACCAGAGGACUUGAGCUCAGAGAGAGUCCGGAGACAGGCGUUUAUGUUCAAGAUCUCACAUCUUGCGUGUGCAAAAGUAUCAAGGAGAUUGAGGAGGUAAUGAAUGUGGGCAAUCAGGCCAGGGCAGUUGGAGCAACGGACAUGAACGAACAUUCAUCAAGGUCCCAUGCCUUGUUUCUGAUCACUGUGGAAUGCAGUCAGCCUGGACCGGAUGGGAGGAAACAUAUUAGAGUGGGACGCCUUAAUUUGGUGGACCUGGCUGGCAGUGAGCGGCAAGCUAAGACAGGAGUCCAGGGUGACCGCCUUAAGGAAGCCGCUAAGAUCAACCUAUCUCUAUCAGCUCUGGGGAAUGUCAUCUCAGCUUUGGCCGAUGGACGUAGCAGCCACGUGCCGUACCGGGACUCCAAGCUGACCCGGCUGUUGCAGGACUCUUUGGGUGGCAAUGCCAAGACGGUCAUGGUUGCAACUCUUGGCCCAGCUCCCCAGCAUUACGAUGAGACUCUCACCACCCUUCGUUAUGCCAAUCGUGCAAAGAACAUCCAGAACCAGCCCCGGGUCAACGAGGACCCCAAAGAUGCUCUUCUCCGUGAGUUCCAGAAGGAGAUCGCUCGUCUCAGGGCGCAGCUCAACCACAGGAGGUUUAGGACCAAACAGAAGAAGGAGCAGGUAGAUGGAGAGGCUUGGGAAAGAGAUGGGGAUGAAGAGGAGGAGGAGGUUGAGGAAGAAGAGGUGGAAAAAGAAGCAGAAGAAUUUGUGAAGCUGGAGGAACAAAGAUUGGAGUUGGAGAAUGAAGCCAUUAGAGAGGAUCAAUUCCUGUUGGCAGAGGAGAAGCAGAAGCUCCUGGGGGAGAACGAGAAGAUGAUGGGGGAUCUGAGGAAGAGGCAGGAAGCCACCGAACAGCUGACUGCCAGAUAUAAGGCGAUGGAGAGCAAGCUGCUGGUUGGAGGGAAGAACAUCAUCGAUCACACCAACGAGCAGCAGAAGAUGCUGGAGAUGAAAAGGCAGGAGAUCGCUGAGCAGACACGGAGGGAGCGGGAGAUGCAGCAGCAGAUGUUGAUCCAGGAUGAGGAGGCGGUGGAGCUGAGGGAGACUUUCACAUCCCUGCAACAAGAAGUCGAGGCCAAGACCAAGAAACUCAAGAAGCUGUACGCCAAGCUCCAGUGCACCAAGGCGGAGAUCAAGGACGUGAACGACGAGCACGUGAGGAGCCGGCAGGAGCUGGAGCAAACGCAGAACGAGCUCACCAGAGAGCUCAAGUUCAAGUAUCUGAUCAUAGAGAACUUCAUUCCUCCAGAGGAGAAGAAUAAAAUCAUGAACAGGUUGAUGUUUGACCCAGAGGAGGAUGAGUGGAAGUUCAAGCCUCUUGUUCCAGAUGAAAGUAAAUCCUCACAGAUGAAGAAAAGACCGGCGUCUGCAGUCGGAUACAAGCGACCAAUCAGCCAAUACGCCCGGGUAGCGCUGUCGAUGGGAACUCACUCCAGAUACAGGGCUGAGAACAUCAUGUUGCUGGAGCUGGACAUGACUCCUCCAAACACCUCAGCUCUGACGGACGGGGAGCAGAACCAGAGUCCUACCCUGAACAACUCUCCCACCCACGACAAGGGAAUCUGCAAGUCUCGCUCUUGGUACCAGAGCCAAAAAUCCAUCACUUCUUCUUCUUCUAAUAAUUCCUUGGCUGGCUGUCAGAUGGCCGCGCCCGCAGCCGCAAUGUAAAGCUUUGUUACAAAUAGUUUUUUUUAAUUAUUAUUAUUUAUUUGAUUUCUUCACUUGUUUUGGCCCGUUUGCGGUUUUAAAGACCUUCGGUUGACGCCGGGACACAAACACACACCAUCACCUCUGCUGCCUCCAAAGAAGGCAUAAAACAGGAAGCUAACAGACCGGAUGAACCUCAGAGACUCCGUGAGACUUCACUCCUGCAGCUCGUUUAGGAUCAGACUGUCCCUUUCUUAUGCAUGUUUCCAUCAAAGAUGUUUUUAUUAUUGACAUUUUCAAAGAGAAAAAACAGAAAAAUGGAAGAGACAAGAUUAAGAUCUCAGUAAAAUACUGAGAUAUCUAUACAUAUUUCAUCUAUUCAGGGGAUUUCUAGGUUAGCUUUGGUCUGUUUUAUGUGUAAAGGGAAGACUUUAACAAUUAGGAACAUUUUGUCUGUGUUGGCUUUUGGAUGUGACUGCAGUAAAAAUAAUAAUAAUGAUGUUGUUGGUCAGAUGUGGUCCUGAAACCUGAAUGAUGACCUUUAUCAUCCCUGUCCAUUCCUCUGUCUUUCUGUGUCUAAUUUGACUCAAAUGUCUUGAAAAAAUAUAUAAUUAAAGUGCAGAAUGUGA